UUAAGUUGGAUGCUCGUACUUUUACCUUGGCUAUUGAGGCCAAAGGGAUGUCAGAGUUCAUUGAGGGCCCUGUUACUCAAUCUGUUGAGGCAGUUGAACUCAAGAAGUUUAAAUCUCGGAAAUCGUUAGUCAUGACCUGGUUGUUUAACUCUAUGAGAGCUGAUGUUCGCCAUACUUUCCUGCUGCUUGAUACUCCAAAUCAGAUUUGGACUACUGCAGUCCAGACCUAUUUUCAGCAAGGUAAUGAUGCACAAUGUUUUGAGUUGAGGAAGAGGCUCCGUACAUUGGAGCAAAAUCAUCGUUUUGUUGCUGUGUAUUUUGCUGACUUGAGUGAAGCUUGGGGGGAGUUUGAUUACUAUCAGGGUUUUCAGACUGUUUGUGCUGUGGAUGCUGCUAAUUGGCUAAAAAGAAUGGAGAAAGAGCGCGUUUAUGACUUCCUUGCUGGUCUUGAUUUGGAGCUUGAUCCGAUUAGAGUGCAGGUGUUGGGUCGUGUUCCGUUUCCAUCCUUGGGAGAGGCCUAUUCUAUUGUUCAGCAGGAGAAGAGUAGGAGGGGUGCUAUGUUGCACCCUCCUAUUUCUAAUCGUUCUGUCCUGAUCGCUACUCCUCAGGGUCAUUUUGGUUCUGAUAGCGGGCCUAUUCUCCAGGGUAACAAGUCCCAGUCUGGUACUAGCAGCGGGCCUCCUGAUCGUGCGUCACUCCAGUGUGAUUAUUGCCACAACAUUGGUCAUACUAAAGAUUUUUGUUGGAAGCUACAUGGCAAGCCCUCUCGUGGGCGAGGGGGUGGACGCAAUGGCCAUGGUCGUGGUCUGGUGCGUUCUCGGGCCCAGGCCCAUGUUUCAGAGUCUACAGUUAGCACCUUGCCUGAUUCUGGGUUCAGUUCUGGGAUUCAGGCGUCAUCUGAUCAUGUUGGUGGUUUCUCUCAGGGGGAGAUACAAACUCUCAGGCGCCUUAUGGCUCGGGCUGAUUCUCCAUCUACCAUAGCUUCCUCUUCCACAGUAGCUCCUACUUCAUCCUAUUUUGCUCACGCAGGAACUGGAUACAGGAAAGGUGAUUGGCAGUGGUAAAUCACAUGGUGGCCUUUACUUUUUGGAGUCUGCACCUCGUCCACCCAUAUCAUGUGGUCUUGCUCUGCAAGCAGAUACUGGUGCACCUCUUAAUAUGUUACAUCAGUGGCACCGUAGAUUGGGUCAUCCCUCCUUUGGAAUUUUAGAGAAACUUUUUCCUAAUUUAAUAAGGCAUUGUCCUAGGAGUCAAUUUUUUUUGUGAAGCAUGUGAGUUUGGAAAACAUAAACAUUCUUCUUAUGCACCUAUUAAUAAACGGAAUGCGUCUCCUUUUACAAUUAUCCAUUCUGAUGUUUGGGGUCCUUCCCCUGUUACAUCUCUUAAAGGUUUUCGGUGGUUUGUCACUUUUAUUGACUGUUAUUCUCGUGUUACUUGGGUGUAUUCACUUAAGUCAAAAAGUGACGUCUUUUUUUGUUUUAAAUCUUUUUAUACUAUGGUACGCACUCAAAAUAUGAUACGAAUAUUAAAAUUCUCAGUAGUGACAAUGGAACCGAGUAUAUAGAUAGGAAUUUUAGGGCAUUCCUAGAAGAAAAUGGCAUUUUUUGUCAGACAACUUGUGUUGACACUCGACAACAAAAUGGAGUUGCUGAACGCAAGAAUCAUCAUCUUGCUGAGGUAGCUCGCUCUCUUUUAUUCACCAUGAAUGUUCCCAAAAUUUUUUGGGAAGAGGCAAUUUUAACUGCUGCUUAUCUUAUCAACCGUAUGCCAUCUAGUGUUCUCCAGUUCAAAACACCUAUUGAGUGUCUUCCUCACAGUUCUCGUCUCACCACUCUCCCACCAAGGGUGUUUGGUUGUGUGUGUUUUGUUCAUGCCCCUCAUCCCACUGGGGGCAAGUAGGUCCUAAAGCCCAUAAGUGUGUCUUUAUUGGGUACUCUCCUACCCAGAAUGGCUAUAAAUGUUACGAUCCUUACUCUAGAAAGUUUUAUGUCUCUAUGGAUGUUACUUUUUGGGAAACAGUGUCCUUUUACUUUCCCUCCACU
Molecule: messenger RNA, 2042 nt
Organism: Rhododendron vialii
Lineage: Eukaryota; Viridiplantae; Streptophyta; Magnoliopsida; Ericales; Ericaceae
Exons: 2
Coding region: 48-1064 (338 amino acids)
Source: RefSeq, a predicted model, not a curated record